Molecule: messenger RNA, 1134 nt
Organism: Branchiostoma floridae (Florida lancelet)
Lineage: Eukaryota; Metazoa; Chordata; Leptocardii; Amphioxiformes; Branchiostomatidae
Exons: 4
Coding region: 26-418 (130 amino acids)
Source: RefSeq, a predicted model, not a curated record
UCCCGGAAGCAUCAAAGUAGACUUCAUGGUGCUUUUUAAGUCAUCCGCACCCAUUGCCAGCGAUACCGUCCUGGAUGUGUUGUCUGGGAAGACAAACAUUAGUGGUCUGCAGAUAGAUGAGAGUGUCACCAGCAUCACAGAGGUGACUGCAGAUGAGGACAAUGUUGCAUGGUACAACGACCCGAUUUACAUCUCAGUCAUCUGUGUCGGCGCUGCAGUCGUCGUCACAAUCAUCAUAGUACUGGUGAUUUGCUGUGCUACAAAGAGUCGUCGCAAGCCCACAUCUGGGCGCAAUCUGUGGGAUUCCGACUAUGCACAGCGCCGGGUCCAACAGAACAUGCUGAUUCCACGGGCAAAAGUCUCGCGAGAUACUGCGAGACAGAUGUACCACAACCCAGUGUACAGCGUCAGCGAAUGAUCAGGAAAGAAAACGCAAGAAAUGUUCAACGAACGUUAAAGGAAUACGAAGACUUGCAAUUUUUUUUAAAAUUUUCGAUUGUGAUCAGUUUUAUUAAUGAUAUGUCAAUGAUAUGUGUAUUUGAUGAAUCGAGAAAUGUAUUACAAACUAAAUUUAUAUUAGUUGACAAGUGUGAAGUAUCUCUAUGAUGCUGUUUUAAGAAAUUGCUGUUUUUUGUACCGCUGACAAGUGUUUGCAGUGGAAUGUGUGUUUAUAGAUAAAUAGAUUUAUAGAUACUAUUCCAUGUAUUACCUUGAAAGUUUGAUUUCAUGGAAUUCAUGUUGAAGUUUAUAGUUUUACGAGUAGUUUCAAAAGUUUCCCUUUGACACAUACACGUAACUAACACUCUGAGAGAAUGUUUCAAGUAAUGUUCCUUCCUAUAGAAAUGAAUAUUUUUGGCUAUCGAUAGAGGGUAUAUACUGUAAAUAUUGUAAUGACUCCUUUAACACAUUAACGUAUCGAUAAGCGUGACGGCAAACAGUCUAGACAAUGACAAACUAUCGAGCUUAGACUAGUACUAGACGUAAUAUUUGCUAUCAAGUGAACCAGAAAUUCCAUUUUUUUGCUACUUUUGCUCCUUGUUUUUUUUUUCCAUAUAAAAACAGAAUUGAUUAAUCAACACUUGUCAUGGAAGACAUUCAAUGCUUGCCGAGUUAAAAGCUUCGUACACGUUUAUU